AUGGCUGAUCCUAACACGUCGCAUGGCCAACUGCCACCAUUGCCAUCAGGACAAAACACAGGCAAAAACAGUAAGAAGAAUAAAGCCAAGAAGGCCAAGGCAAAGGCCAAGAAAGCUCAAUUGCAAACGGAGUCCCAACCUCAAUCACCAGUUGAGGAGGCGCUUACAGUACCGGAGGACCCUAUUGCACAGGCGCCAACUGAUCGAAGAACUAGUUUAUUGGCACCCGAAAACCAUAUGCCUGUUUCUAGCAUUCCUACCAACAAUAAGGAAAUUGGUGAUGCAAUAAGUGGAAUUGCCCAAGAAAGUGCAAUUGCUACCAGGGAAACCAUAAGGAGGAGUCUGAUCGCUGAUGCUGAAGGGACCGCAAGAGAAGUGGGGAAAUUCUCAGCUCCAGCAAAAGCAUUGGAGGAAGAACCUCGUACCACCGAAUUGAAUAGUUCUGCUGAACCACAGGCUGAGGAUCCAGAGGCUGAUGACCCAAUGACCUUGGUUUCAGAUUUGCCUACUAGCGAGUUGAAAGAAUACAUCCCCGAAGACAAAGAAGUAGCAGUUAUAGAAUUUGAGCCUACUGCUGAACAAUUAGUAGAGGAAAAUAGUUCCAGAAAACCCAGCAUUGUUUCCUCCCAUAAAGAACUCGAAGAAGAACAUGAAGACCAAAAUGAACCCCAAGUAGCUGAAAAGGAAGAACUCACAGUAGAAGCGGAUGCUGACCCUAAGAAAGCUGAAUCAGAACUGAAAUCCUCGGAUCCAAUUCCUUGGGAAAAUGUAACAAAGGUACCAACACUCAUCGAUCAUCCUGCCAUCCCAACAGAGGAAGAAGGCGAAGAGGAGAUACAAGCAAAUAAGGAAACGAGCAACACUGCUACCCCGGAAUUUGCGACCGACUUGAACCAAUCUGGAGGAUUGCCUUGGGACUCUGCUGCUGAUGAGAAACAGACAGAGCCACUUCCAUGGGAAACUCAACAUGAGGAAAAGGAGGUUCAAAGACUCUGGGAGGCCCCCACAGAAGUCAAAGAGCCCGAACUGCAACAUGAACAAGAUACUUCAAAAUCUAACAACGUUGACGCGAAGGAAGUUGUGCAACAGUAUGGAGUCGAGGGCGAAAAGGACCAAGGUAGCGAGCUCCCUUGGGAUGCUAAGGAAGGUGCUACUACAGAAGCAACUCUUCCAUGGGUUACAGAAGCAUCGGGUAGAGUAAACGAACCACUUCCAUGGGAGGAGAAUCAAGCUAUAAUUGACGACGAGGAUCUUCCUUGGAAUUCAAAUGCUACAGAGGAUAAGUUUAAUGAAGAUAAAUUCUAUAACAAUGAAGGCGAAAAUAUAGAACAAGGAAAAGCCGACCCACUUCCCUGGGAAGCGGGAGUACCCCAGGGACAAAUUGAAUCAUCUCAAAUUGAAUCCAAUGAAUUUAACGGCGACAACAAUGAGCCUUCUAUUGAACCUGAGCCGAAUCAAACUGCAAAACUCAUCCAUGAUCUUGCAAAAUUCGACCUUCCAAAAAGCACUGAAGAAUUUGCAGGAAAAGAAGCUGAAGUAUCGAAUGCCGUCUAUGAUGACCUGGUUGAUCAUUCCUCUGAUUUUGCAAAGGCGCCAUCAGAAGGGAAAUCAAGUUCUAAGUUAGAAAAUAUUUUUGACGAUAUUGAUGAAGAAGAAUUGGAUGAUGGUUUUUUCCUGAAGCUAGGAGAAGUGAAAAAGGAGAAAGAGGCUGGAAGUAACCAAAAUACAGACAAAGCUCGCUCUCUCUCAUUUCUUGAUGAUGAUGAUUUACUCUUUGAGGAAGAGGUGAGUGAUGCCCCGGUGCAGAGUCAGCCUCAAUCCAAUUUUCAAAGUCAGCAAAAGCCUGUUCCUGUUAGGCAACAUUCAUACAUACCAGCUGGUAAUCCUCCUUCAAACAGAUAUACUUCGGAAGGUAGUCAACCUAUUAUCCACUCUUCAGAUUUCUCAUCUAAGCUUAAUGAAGUAAAGAAGAGAAAUGAUGCUUACGAUUUCCCAAUGCCUAUUGUUUCUGACAAGGUUAAACCUGCUCCACGCAGGCAACAAUCGAACAAGUACGGCCCCUCUUCGUCAACAAACGUUUCUAGCAUUAAUCCAGGUCCAGCAAAGCAACAAAGUAUAAGUGUGCCAGGUACAGCUUCAAGUUCUACUUCAAUUUCGCCAAGCGUUACUCCUGCAGGUCCUCCAAAAUCAUUUUUUGAGGAACUCCCGAUUUCUAUGCCUAAGCCAGCUCCUAGGCCACCAAGAGCACCAAGGGCCACCAACAAUCCAAUACAGUCUCCGAAUAAUUUGCAACCUCAGGCUCAUGUUCAACAACCACCACAUGUAUCUCCAAAUGUAAAUUUUCAGGCUCAAGUAAAUGUUAAACCAAACCCAUAUGCUCCUAAGAUUAGCAAUGCUCCCCCAACUCCUACCAAUGUUAGAUCUGGCGUUGUACCACCUCCUGCUCUUCCACCUAAUAACAAUUUCAAUCAAGGAAAUCAGAAUUUCAAUGGAGGUAAUAUACCUUCUCAAGCAGUACCUCCUCCAUCGAUUUUACAUCCCGGCCAAAUUCAACCUUUUCCACAACAUCCAGAGCAAUUUCCCUUGGUAAGUCCACAACAGCAGAACUUCCCCCUUCAGUUUGGAAAUAGUCAACGUAAGUUAUCAAAUCCACAACCUUCUAAUACGAUAAAUACAAAUGUCAGCAAAGCUCCUAGUUCGGGAUCUGCUACUAGUCCAUAUGUGCCCAAUGCUGGCCCAUACGCACCAAAUGGACAUAGGAGGACUCAUUCUAGAGCUAGCUCAUUAGUCGGAGGUAAAGGUAAGGAAAUAAAUCCUUAUGCUCCUGCUUUGCCUGUCGUAAAUCAAGCUAAUGGACCACCUCAAUUUAUCAACUCUGGUGGUAACAAUUUGUUGCCUUCUACAGGUGUUGUACCUCCAACUAAUCCAGUAAGUUCUCCACAAGUUGGCCCCAUUCCUAAAUCUAAUUUGCCGCCUGUUGGUAUUGCAUCACAGCAACAUCAAUUCUCACAACAACCCCAACAACCCCAACAACAAUUGCAGUUGCAUCCUCCACCUGGUGGAAAUAGAGUACGGGGUAUGUCGAAUCCCAAGUCAAGCUUUUAUAGUAGAGGUCAAGUUUUACUGCAAAGUCAGCCAGCGCCUAAGGUUCAAAACCCACAGGCAUUACUUUCAAGACAGUUUCCAAUUUUCAGCUGGAGUAAUUCCGGAAAUGUUGCAUAUUUAAUUCCGAAAAGGACAACAAACACAUAUGGAAACGCUCCUAGCGAAGAACUUACUAUAAGUGGAGUCACUAAAUUGUUGAGAUUUAAUGAAACUCUAGCUACGUUUCCGGGUCCUCUAGGAAAGUCCUCAUCAAAAACUAAAAAGAAAGACUUAGAAAAAUGGCUAGAAUACAAUAUUGAAAGAAUGAGCAAAGAUGAGUUAACAUUGGAAAGAUCAAAUGAGAUAGUAUUGAAUCAAAUUUUGUUAGCGUUGAUCCAGACCAAUGGGGACAUUAGAUCCAAACAGUUUGCUGAAAUUAUUUGCCCAAUAUUAAGUCCACAAAUUAAUUUUAAGUCAGAUUCCCCACCGCUGGAAUUGGCAUCGUCUUCAACCAUCAGUCUUGGAGCGCCCACUGGAUAUAAGUUAGACAACUCCGGCUUGAAUGUUGUAUUGAGCUUCUUGCAAGUGGGUAAAGUUGAAGAGGGAAUUUCUUUCUGUAUUUCUAAGGGUGACUGGACCAUGGCACUCAUGAUUGCGAAUAUUGAAGGUCAAGAAAAGUUCCAAAAAAUUGCUUCUGACUAUGCUAGAGUGACAUUCCCAUUUCAAAAAUCGCAAAGUAAAGUUCAUCAUUUAAUGCCAAUAUUAUUAAAGGCAGUAAAUGGAUCAUCAUCUAGUGUAAUUCAAGAAUUUUUAAGCGUACCUUCGGAAGCAGAAUGGGCAUUACAGCAUUGGAGAGAUAUUAUUUCUCUGAUAUUUAUAAAUGGAGGUAAGAAUUCUGCCGACUUUUGUAUUGAGUUUGGUAAGUACUUAAGUGGCUGCCCAGGGUUUGCCAUUGUAAGUGACAUUUGUUUCAUUUUGGGAGGUGCUUCACUUUCUCCUAUAGUCUCUCCAUUGAAUGGAGUAUUGUUUUCUAUAAUUGGUGCUGAGACGGUUUCAACUUCUAUAUAUUCAGAAAUUUUUGAAUUUUCCUUACAAUUGAAUCCAUCUGUUCAGGCUAUGCCACUUAGUGGAUUACCACAUUUAUAUCCACUCAAGUUGAGAUACGCACUGCUCUUAGCUGACUACGGUCUAUUUACUGAGUCCCAGAGAUACUGUGAUUUCUUGGGCCCAGUUUUAAAGACAAGUUCAGGGACUAGUGCGCAGAAUAGUUUAAUUUGGCGUGAGUUCAAGGACUUGGCAAUGAGACUUUCAUCUACAAAUUAUCAAGAUUCUGGUUGGUUUGGAAAUAAAAUUAGCAAAGUUAACCUUGACAAAAUGUGGGGACACUUGGACAAAUUUAUUGGAGGGGAAGAACCAAAGAGUAAUGGGGAGAAUGGUGUGUUUAGCAAAUUUAGUCCUUCGGUUUCGAGGACGGCUUCAACUUUAGACUUUACAGCUCUUAAUGCUACUAACCCAAUCAACUCCAAUAGUAGCACGCUUCAUAACCAUAAUACCCCUCAACAUGGUAGAUCAACUUAUCAAGAAAAUGUGACUUCAUCAUACCCUUCAGCUCCGGUAACUGCAUCAGACAAUUCUACCUUUGCUUACAAUUCUCAUAGAACUAAUGAAUUUUAUGACGGUAGAGUCAUUCAACAGCCACCACCACUAGUAAGAAAUAAUACAUCUGGUGGAUCGAAAUACGCCCCGAUGUCAAUUCAACAGCUUCAGCAGCAUUCUCAACCAGCAGAGGGAUAUACUUUACCACAACCCCCUCUUCUGCACUAUUUAGAGAACACAUCGAGAUAUGCUCCUUCUAAUAUGUCGUCUCUGAGUUUACAUUUGAAUAAUGUAAACUCCGAUAACCAGGCUAAGAAAAUUCAAAGAGAAAGGCAAUCCUCACAAGUUGCCCUUGAAAAUUCUUUAACAGAUCGUCCAUUCUCAUAUAUGAAUCCUGCUGGCCAAUAUUCGAAUCUGUCUAAUUUAUCGCAUCAAGCCUCCAUUGAUCCAACUGUAAAUGCUGCUAGUGGAGAGUUCAAGUCGUUCAAGUCUGAUCAUUAUCAACAAGCAGCCCAUCAUUCUCUGAGUCACCAUCACAAUCAAUUGAGUAAUGAUCUUAGUCCACCCAACUUCCAGCAGCAACAGCACCAGGCAAAUCAUGAGCUUUCUGAGGGCCGAAAUUCUUUAAUACAAUCUACCCCAAAGGCAUUCCAUCCUUCAAUGGGUAAAAGACAAUCUGUGGAAAGCAUCACCACAGAAAACUUUGGAAACCCUGAGGCAAUCCGUGAACACACACACUCACCUUCUGCACAAAGUGACAUUAGUAUGGAUUACCCAUCAGAUUUCAAACCUCCAUCCAGGAAGUUUGGCUUUAAUUCUAUUUCUUCUCCAACUGAAUCACCCGAAAAGAAACGGGAUGUGCCGGUGCCGAUCGCAAAUUCUCCUGACUUGAAAAAGGUCAAACCUGAUUUCAAACAAGAUGAAUCACAAUCUAUUCCUCCCCCACCGGUUAAACCACCCCCAAGCUCACAGAGAGAGAGAGUCAACCCAUAUGCCCCAGGAGGCAGCACUAAGUCCAUUUCUAGAAAAUCUAAAUAUGGACCUCCUCCUGGAAGUGUGCAGAAUGAUUCUCAAAUAGUGCCACCCCCCACAAUAGAAGGCAAUAUGUAUAGCUUUGGUGGCUACCAUACUACAACUAAAGAGGAUAUUGAAGCUUCCAAGGACGAAAACAAGGAAGUCGAUAAUCAAUCAGCUCCUCCACAUUCUGGAGAGCCAUUUGUGACUCAACAACAAGUGGAACCAAUUGCAACGCAAAAGGGAUCAGAAUCCAAUCAAAUUAACAUUGAUGAUAGCUUCGAUGGAGAUUUUGACAACGAAAAGCUUAGGAUACCAAAUCCAGCCAAACUUCUAGUUACGGAUACUUUAGGAGGAGUCUCUCCAUCUGUAAAACAUCAGUCAAUGUAUAAUUCUUUUCAAAGUGAUGUUGAUAGUUUACCUAGAGGUUCUAACUUUAAUAACUUCGGGGAAUUCCCAGUCCCUGGAACACCCGAUUACACCACGAGAGCUAACUCGGUUAUCGGAGGAAAUGGUGGGUACUUUUCAUCUAGAUUAUCGCAAUCACAUCAAUCUGCAAUGUAUCAACAAUAUGAAGUUGAAGAUGAUACUGUUCAAGAAUAUAUUCCUGUAGUUGAAGAAGAAGAUGAAGAAGAAGAUCUUGAAACUAAAAAGGAAAGAGAAUUGAAAUUGAAAAAACUUGAAGAAGAAGCCAAAGCUAGAGCAAAAGUUGCAGAAGAGGAACAAAAAAGAAGAGAGUCUGAGGAGAAACGGAAAUCAAAGGAAAAAGAAGAGGAAAAUAAGAAGCACUCUGGCCAAGCAGGUGGAAAUGGUUGGUUCGGUGGCUGGUUAGGUGGCGGUAAAGACGACGGUAAGCCAAAGGCAAUUAGAGCUAAAUUAGGUGAGAAGAAUAAGUUUUAUUAUGAUGAGAAAUUAAAGAAGUGGAUCAAUAAAGAUCUCCCUCUCGAGGAUCAAAUCAAGCCAUCUGGCCCCCCUCCCCCACCUAAGAUGAAAAUGUCGAAUGCACCACAAAGAAGUUCCCCUUCGCCAGGGGAUGGACCUCCUAGCCACCCAACUCAGUCAAUUGGUUCAAAUGCCACACCUGAAGUACCGCUUGGAGGUCAUGGCACACCAAGCACUGAUGGGCCCAAACCUCCACUUGGAAAUACCUCUACUCCGUCACUUUCUUCUGCAGGCUCAAAGGCGCCUAGUCUAGCAACGGCGGGGCUCGAUGAUUUACUAUCCAUUGGAACUCCACCUGCUGGAGGUGCACCAAGAAAAGGUAAAAGGGGACCGAAGAGAGGGUAUGUUAACGUUCUUAACCAAGACAAAUAA
Molecule: messenger RNA, 7008 nt
Organism: Dujonia railenensis
Lineage: Eukaryota; Fungi; Ascomycota; Pichiomycetes; Serinales; Debaryomycetaceae
Source: the annotation of a GenBank genome assembly